Messenger RNA from Rosa rugosa (rugosa rose), 783 nucleotides. Its product is annotated as major allergen Pru ar 1-like. Gene Ontology annotation, cellular component: cytoplasm; nucleus. Lineage: Eukaryota; Viridiplantae; Streptophyta; Magnoliopsida; Rosales; Rosaceae. The record is from RefSeq and is a predicted model, not a curated record. The transcript is spliced from 2 exons. Gene Ontology annotation, molecular function: abscisic acid binding; signaling receptor activity; protein phosphatase inhibitor activity. Gene Ontology annotation, biological process: defense response; abscisic acid-activated signaling pathway. Bases 46 to 531 code for a protein of 161 amino acids.
CUGACCAAAGCUGUUCUAAUUUUCUAUAUACGCGGUUUCUUCACUAUGGGGGUGACCACCUAUACAGAUGAGUACACUUCCCCAAUCCCUCCAUGCAGGUUGUUCAAGGCAUUGGUCCUUGAGGCUGACAUCCUCGUUCCAAAGCUCAUGCCGGAGGCUCUUAAGAGCAUCGACACUAUCCAAGGUGACGGAAGAGCAGGAAGCAUCAAGCAGAUCAACUUCGCCGAAGGCAGCCAGAUCAUUUCUGUGCGAAAUCGGGUUGAUGAGGUGGAUGACGAGAACUAUGUGUAUAAUUACACUUUGAUUGAUGGAGAUAUUUCAGUAAUGGAGAAACUUGAGUUUAUUUCUUAUGAAGUUAAGUUUGAGGCUACACCAGAAGGUGGCAGUAAGAACAAGAUGGUGAGCAAGUACCACACCAAAGGUGACAUUGUGCUCAAUGAGGAAGACAUAAAGGCUGGCAGAGAAAAGGCCUUGGGGAUGUACAAAGUUGUGGAAGCCUACCUCCUCCAAAACCCAGAUAUCUAUACUUGAUAUCAACCACUUCAUUUAUAUAUUGUUAAAAAAAAAAAAAAAAAAAAAAUACACUUCAUUUCUAUAAAGAGGGCUCAAAAGAAAAUUUCUUCAACCCUGUCAUGUUUAUAGGUGCGGCCUUUGGUUUCACCGGCCUAUUGGACUUUGACAACAGGACUUUCAAUUUUCUUGAUAAUGCUUGCGACUUAUGCAGUCAUGCAUGAUUGAAACACUUUUGCUAUAAUAAAUCUGAAUUUUGAUCUUUCGGACCUA